Gloeophyllum trabeum ATCC 11539 is the source of this 1170-nucleotide messenger RNA. RefSeq lists its product as uncharacterized. The transcript has 4 exons. Lineage: Eukaryota; Fungi; Basidiomycota; Agaricomycetes; Gloeophyllales; Gloeophyllaceae. Gene Ontology annotation, biological process: peptidyl-histidine methylation, to form tele-methylhistidine. The record is from RefSeq and is a predicted model, not a curated record. Bases 1 to 1170 code for a protein of 389 amino acids. Gene Ontology annotation, molecular function: protein-L-histidine N-tele-methyltransferase activity.
AUGUUCAAGUUUGAAUUUGAUCUUCAAGACGACCUUGACGACUUGGAUGCUUUUUCGGCUAGCGAAGGGAAGACGGUAGACGAGAAGUCGAAUGGCAAGGAGCUCCCAGAGUCGGCACAGACAUUCGGAGAGAUAUCUCUAGACGAUCUUUUCGGCAGUCUUCCGUCGUUGAUCUCGUAUUCUCCUCUUCAAGCCCUGCUGUCGUCCGGUGAACACUUGACGUUCGCUCGGCGGGACCUCUUCGAUGCUCGCUUCCAGCUCAUCUCAGGCUCCGGCGAAGAAACUAGGUAUGGAGAGGAACAGGCUGAGGACCACGCCACGGCAUUGCAGUUUCUCGACGCGCCGUCCGAUCUUGUACCGGGAGUGUACGAGGGCGGCUUGAAGACAUGGGAAUGUAGUAUCGAUUUAGCCGCUUAUCUGGAUGAGCUGAAGUUGACUUACAAUGGGAAGCGGAUACUUGAGCUGGGAUGUGGGACCGCUAUACCAUCUCUAUAUAUCCUACGCAGCUUGUUCUCAUCUUCUCAACAAUCUGAGGCGCCAUCAGAAACCAAUAUUCACCUGCAGGAUUAUAACCGCUCAGUGCUCGAACUAAUCACAUUUCCGAAUGUCCUCCUGGCAUGGUACUUAUCCCCAGCGUCUUUGUCAUAUCGAGAGAGCGCAGCAGAUCCACUACCGCCUGUGGAACCCGCCCAGCCAAACGAACUCCCCAUAACUCCAAGUCUCACGGAAGCAUUCCGUACUUCGCUUUUAUUAUUAAAUAUCAAAAUACGGUUCUUUUACGGGUCUUGGGACAGCUUCGACCUCUCCCGUGCGAACGGUAAAUACGAUGUUGUCCUGACCUCGGAAACCAUAUAUCGGACGGACAGCCUCGGGAGUCUCGUACAGCUCCUAUCCGACGCCUGUGCUGAGGAUGACUCUCUCGCGAAAAUGACGGAAGCCAAGUUGUCACUUGCACCCUCGCAGAAUGGCAGCCCCACAUCUCUGUGCCUUGUCGCGGCCAAGGUGCUAUACUUCGGCGUCGGCGGAGGGGUCUCAGACUUCAUCCAUGCGGUGGAGGAUCCAGAUAUCUAUUCCUGUAGGGAACGAAAAAGGAGAAGGGGGGACGUAGAGACGGUGUGGGAGAAGACGGGUGGUGUUGGCAGGAAAGUGCUUCGGGUGAAGUGGUCUUAG